Messenger RNA from Danio aesculapii, 2988 nucleotides. RefSeq names its product leucyl-tRNA synthetase 2, mitochondrial (gene lars2). The record is from RefSeq and is a predicted model, not a curated record. NCBI's taxonomy places the organism in Eukaryota, Metazoa, Chordata, Actinopteri, Cypriniformes, Danionidae. Gene Ontology annotation, biological process: leucyl-tRNA aminoacylation; mitochondrial translation. Gene Ontology annotation, molecular function: leucine-tRNA ligase activity; ATP binding. Gene Ontology annotation, cellular component: mitochondrion.
UGGCGGCGCCCAUGUAGCGGUGUGAAUCUGUCAAAGUAUAUCGCAAAAAUGAAGUUUUAAAUGGAGAUACAAAAUCAAUAACGCUGAAGAAAAGCUAAAUAUACCCCCAGCGCUCCAGAUGGCUGGUCGAUGGUUUUCGCGUCCUGGAGUAAUGGCCGUGUGGAGGCCUGCUGUGUGUUUGUGGAAGCCGGGUCUGUUUAAUCCUGUGGUCCGAGUCAGCGUCUGCAGUCUGUUUAGUGAAUCAGGUGUGUGGGAAAAAGAGUACAAGGCCGAGACUCGCCGUCGAGUGGAGCAGUGGUGGCACAGACGCAUACAGGAGCAGUGGCGGGCAGACGCGGAGGAUCAGAGCUCCCGGAAGAAAUUCUACGUCCUCUCCAUGUUCCCAUACCCAUCGGGCCGACUGCAUAUGGGCCACGUGAGGGUUUACGCCAUUAGCGACACCAUCAGCCACUUCCAGAGGAUGAGAGGCCAUCAGGUGUUGAACCCUAUGGGCUGGGACGCAUUCGGUCUGCCGGCUGAAAACGCUGCCAUUGAGCGAAAUCUGGACCCGGAGGACUGGACCCGAAGUAACAUCGAGUCCAUGCGGACGCAGCUGGACAGUCUGGGCCUCUGCUUUAAUUGGGAUCGGGAGAUCACCACCUGUCUGCCGGAUUAUUAUAAGUGGACUCAAUAUCUGUUCAUCAAGAUGUUUGAGGCUGGACUGGCCUAUCAGAAAGAGGCGCUGGUGAACUGGGAUCCAGUGGAUCAGACGGUGCUUGCGGAUGAGCAGGUGGAUGAAAGCGGCUGCUCGUGGAGAUCUGGAGCUCCUGUGGAACAGAAGAUGCUCAAGCAGUGGUUCAUCAAAACCACCAACUAUGCCAAGACUCAUGGUUUUGGAUUUGAGCUGGUCAAAAAGCUCAAACGGACUAAAAUUAAACCUGAAUGUGAGUGUAAAGGACCAGCGGAGAGAGAAACAGACACCAUGGACACCUUUGUGGAUUCCUCCUGGUACUAUUUCAGAUACACUGACCCUCAGAACCCGCUGAGGCCUUUCGAGCGGUCUCGAGCGGAUCACUGGAUGCCGGUGGAUGUGUAUAUCGGGGGGAAGGAGCACGCAGUGAUGCAUCUCUAUUACGCUCGAUUCCUCAGCCACUUCUGUAGAGACCAGAGCAUGACUGCACACAGGGAGCCCUUCAGGAAGCUGCUGGUUCAGGGGCUCAUAAAGGGACAGACCUUCACACUGGAACACACUGGACAGUACCUGAAGAAAGAGGACGUUGACUUCACAGGUCCAGAUCCGGUGGAGAAGAGCAGCGGGAGGCGCCUGACGGUCACGUGGGAGAAGAUGAGCAAGUCUAAACACAACGGUGUGGACCCGCAGGAGGUGCUGCAGCAGUACGGCAUCAGCACCCUGCGCCUCUACCUGCUGUACGCCGCCCCGCCUGAGCAGGACAUCCUGUGGGACGUCAAGACUGAUGCCAUUCCUGGGGUGCUACGCUGGCAGUCGCGUCUUUGGGGUCUGGUCAGCAAGCUGAGAAGUGUCCGUGAGGUCCAGAAAUUGCCAAACCCGUCCAUCCUAAACAAGAGAGAGCGCUCAGAGACCAAGAAGAUCUGGGACAACAAGAACUACACCAUCACACAGGUCACAGGUCACUUCACAGAGGACUAUCUGUUUAACGCAGCCAUCUCUCGACUCAUGGGCCUGACCAACACUCUCUCGCAAGCCUCGCCGCGGGUCAUCCUGCACAGUGUGGAGUUCGAGGAGGCAUUGGCUUCGCUCUGCAUCAUGGCUGCUCCCAUGUGUCCACAUUUAGCUUCUGAACUCUGGGCAGGUUUGUCUCAGGUGAGGAGUCCCCUAGGUAGUGUGCUGUCUGGGAAGGGAAGUGUUCUUCAGCAGCCAUGGCCCAGUGUUGACCCAGAGUACCUCCAGACAUCCGACACACUCCAGCUGUUUGUACGGAUCAAUAAUAAGGCCUGUGGGGAAGUAUCAGUACCUCGUGAAGUGGCUCGGGACGUCCAGAAGCUGCAGGAGCUGGUAUUGAACAGUCCUCUGGGUGCUCGUCUUCUCUCAGACCGCACCAUUAAAAAGGCCAUCCUCUCACCCAGAACUGCCCUCGUUAAUUUUCUGGUGGACGAAUGAGAGACGCCUUAUUUUAAAAUGUGCCUUACUGGAGAAUCAGAAUGAACUCCACGAAAAAGGAGGACACGGUAUACAGAGAUGGCGUUCACUUUUAUCAGAUGUUCUGCAGAAUUAAAGUCAAAACAACAACUGCUAAAUAAAGGGUGUUUUAGGUGAUCUCGGGUUCUUCGGCUUGGACUCGAGGCCGGGGCUGGCAGCGAGAGUGUUUUGCAGCUAUUUCUGAAGAGCCAGUUUUAGCCUGACAUUACAGCACCUCCUGGCUGAAAUGGAGAUGUGGAGGUCACGCUGUGCUUUCAGACAACAGUGAGAUUCCUGCUGGCGCUGAUCAUCACCUCAUCAAACCCUGCUUCAAUGACUGGAUCGGUGAUGAUCAGAGGUGUCUUCAGGUGUGUCAGAUCGAUCUGGAAGGCAUGUUUUAUUUCAGUAGGGAGGGAGUAAAUGCGGGGGGGAAGCAUAAUGUAUGGAAACAAUGCAAAUGCUAGAAUUUAUUCAAAUAAUAAAGCAGGCUUUCCAAUAAGAAGUGGCUAGUGCUGCAGAAAUGUUCAGAUUGGUCAUGCAGAUUUGCUAGUAGACCCUUUUUUUUUGCUAAUCUGAUCCCAUACUCAUAUUUUUUGUAUAUAAUUCCAAUCAUCUACAGUUGUUUGUGCAAUGAUCUGCACAAACAGCAAAGCCUAUACUCUGUCAUGCAACUAAAACAGUGAACUUCAUUGAUGCAACCCAUUUAGGUGCCAUGGCAUACAUUAUUACAUGUUAAAGAGCCCCUAUUAUGGGUUUUUAAAUAUGAGCCUCCAUGCAGUGUGUAACUCAACUCGGGUCACGAAACACCAAAACACGUGUUUUGAGAUGUUGACAGUCAUAUAUGUCUCCCA